AGAUAAACCCUUGUAUCUAUUUUAAAAAAAAAAAAAAAAAAAAAAAAAAAAAAGGAGCAAAAUGGGUGGGAUAUGCUCAAAAUCAAGCUGCGGAAGGGAUAGAAAUGAUUGUGAAGAAGAGGAAAGCAAAUAUUCUGGUGUACAGGUGGCUGCACCUUCAAAGAGACAGGGUGUUUCACAACAUGGUAAAAAUGAGACAAAAGAUUGCCAUAAACAAUCACUAUCUGAAAGGGUACUUGGUUCAAAAAGAAUGCAACAGAUUAAAAGCAUAGUAGGUGGCACCCAAGGUGCACAAAAAUCAGCCCAAUGGCCCUCAUGGCUAACCUCAGUUGCUCCAGAAGCCGUACACGGAUGGACCCCACGCAGUGCUGACUCAUAUGAGAUGCUAAACAAAAUUGGUCAAGGCACAUAUAGUAGUGUUUACAAAGCACGUGAUUUGCAAAAUGAUAGAAUCGUUGCUAUAAAGAAAGUACGUUUUGUUAAUAUGGAUCCAGAAAGUGUCCGUUUUAUGGCCAGGGAGAUUAGUAUCCUGCGUAGGUUAGACCACCCGAAUGUCAUGAAGCUUCAAGCUUUGGUUACUUCAAAGUUUUCAGGGAGUUUGUAUCUUGUUUUUGAUUAUAUGGAGCAUGAUCUUGCUGGGCUUUUAACAUCUGCAAGAGUCAAAAAGUUCACAGAGCCACAGAUUAAAUGUUAUAUGCAACAACUUCUUCGUGGAAUGGAGCACUGCCAUAAUCGUGGUGUUUUGCAUCGAGAUUUAAAGGGUUCAAAUAUUUUACUUGACAACAAUGGAAUUCUCAAGAUUGGAGAUUUUGGUUUGGCUGCAAGAUUUGAGCCUGGUCAAAAAGAACCGUUGACUAGCCGUGUUGUGACUUUAUGGUAUAGAGCUCCUGAACUUUUGUUCGGCUCGACAUCAUAUGGUGUCGCCAUUGAUAUGUGGAGUGCAGGUUGCAUCCUUGCAGAGCUCUAUACAGGAAGGCCUAUCAUGCCAGGAAGAACAGAGGUUGAACAAAUACAUAAGAUCUUCAAGCUUUGUGGUUCACCUUCAGAUGAAUAUUGGAUGAAAUCAAGAUUACCUCAUGCGACUAGUUUUAAACCUAAACAUCCUUACGAUCGUCGAGUUUCUGAGAUAUUUCAACAGCAUAUGCCUCCUUCUGCUUUGGCUCUUUUGGAUACCCUCCUUGCAAUCGAUCCAGAAAAACGUGGUACUGCAACUUCCGCACUCGCUAGUGAGUUCUUCACGACGAGCCCUAUUCCUUGUGAUCCAUCGGAAUUACCAGAAUACCCUCCGAGCAAAGAAUUUGAUGCUAGGUAUCGAGCAGAGGAAGCUAGAAGGCGGAAAGCUGAAGCGAUGAAAGGACAUGUGCCUGAAUCCGUUAGGGUUGGUGUUGUCGAAUGGAAAGCACAAUCUAAAGCACAAGUGGCGAUGAAUGCGAGAAACUUCAAUGCUCAAGGGGAGAAUCGAAACGUGAAGAAAGGAUUCUCGUAUUCCAACUCGGAGAUCCAUCAAAGUGCAGUUGUGGGAUAUUCUAAGAAUAUAAAUGACGAUGCUUGUACAAGUUUAAGGAUGGGGCCUUUACGGAUUGAUCCUGCUAUGAAGCGACCGAUGUCUAACACCCAUCAAGCAGCAGAUCCCAUGAAGCUUGAUAACCCUGGGCAAGGAAAGAGGGUAAACAGAGAAUAUUCUGGACCGUUGAUGCCAGGUGGAAGGACGGAGGACAUGCUGAAAGAACACGAAAGACAUGUUCAAGCUGCAGUUCGAAGAGCACGAGCAGAUAAGAACAAAAGUAGAAUGGCAUGAUAAAAUUUUACUUUCAUGGGAAUCAAAUGAUGAUAUGUUUGAACGUGAAGGAGUGCGGCUGUUGUGAAACAUAUGGCAAAAUAGAACGAAGAUACAAA
Molecule: messenger RNA, 1896 nt
Organism: Lactuca saligna
Lineage: Eukaryota; Viridiplantae; Streptophyta; Magnoliopsida; Asterales; Asteraceae
Source: the annotation of a GenBank genome assembly